This is a messenger RNA of Sebastes umbrosus (honeycomb rockfish), 1792 nucleotides long. RefSeq lists its product as uncharacterized. The transcript has 4 exons. NCBI's taxonomy places the organism in Eukaryota, Metazoa, Chordata, Actinopteri, Perciformes, Sebastidae. The record is from RefSeq and is a predicted model, not a curated record. Bases 206 to 1552 code for a protein of 448 amino acids.
UAACAAAGACUAUUUUGCACAUGACAAGGCUUUUGUUAGCUCUGGUAUUCAGAUCAAUUCAUGCAGGAUUAUACAAUUGUUUCAAAUAUAACUUGUUCACAUUCACACCUCUUCUUAAAGAGGUUCCUUUGUUCCUCAAAUGUGUCAUCUGAAGUGUGAUUCCUAAUUCUGCCUCAGGUUGAGAAUCAAUGUCAUCCGUGGCUGGAUGGACAAGGCAAAAGACUUCAAAGGGAAGUUCUUCCUCCUUUUCAUGGUUACCAUCAUCUUCAUCUUCUUUAUCACUGUGAGAUUACCGUGGACGACGUACAGCGCCGUCCCAAAGCCACGUGAGGCUCCGAAAACUUGCCCCUUUCGGAUCUCUGAGCGGACCAUCACCCCCCUCAACAAUACCAAGCACUUACUGGUGUCAGCCUACAUGGACCAGAGAGUGAAGGGCUUUGAUAUACGCAUCAUUGGUAUAUUUAGGAGAGACUCCAUCCAACCCCUUUACUGUCUUUUCUGCUGUGCAGGUGACUUAUCAAGUACAACACCUCCAACAACAAUUUUACAACACUCUGACAACUUCGGUUUUCCCUUCGCCACAACGGAUGUCAUGUGUCAGAUUCCUCAAAACUGCAACGCUACACAUGUCAGUCUCCUGACUCAGCCAGGCAGAGUAAAAGUAUUUAACCAGAUGUGGCUUCCUAUCAGAAACCAGAAGACCAAAGGGAAGGAGGAGAAAAAGUUUCAGUUUGACUUCACAGUCUGCGUCUCCAACCUGUUUGGAGAAUACAACAAUGUGCUUCAGUUUGCACAGACGCUGGAGAUGUACAGGUUGCUGGGUGUGAACAGGGUGGUGAUCUAUAACACCAGCUGUGGCCCAGACCUGGAGCGCCUGCUGCAGAGCUACAGCCAGGAGGGCUUCGUGGAGAUGGUCCCCUGGCCCAUCGACCAGUAUCUGAAUCCAUCUCGUGGCUGGCUCUUCUCAGAGCAUGGAGGGGACGUACACUACUUUGGCCAGCUGGCCACGCUUAAUGAGUGCAUUUACAGAUCCAUGGACCGCUCACGCUACGUCCUGUUGAACGACAUCGACGAGAUCAUCAUGCCAUACCAACACAACAACCUGAUGUCUCUGAUGGACAUGCUCCAACAGCAGCAUCCAAAUACAGGAGUGUUCCUCAUUCAGAACCAUUUCUUCCCUAAGAAACGCUUUGAGCCAAGUGGGAGGUUUCACCUGCCUCAGUGGAACAAGGUGCCGGGCGUUAAUAUUCUGGAGCACAUCUACAGGGAGAUCCCCGACGGACAUGAAGACAUGCCGCACAAGAUGAUAGUUCGGCCAAGGUUGGUGGAGCAGACUUCAGUGCAUAACGUGCUCAAGACUUUGGGAGAAAGGUUCAUCGUGCCGAUGGACGUUUGUCGGAUCAUUCAUGUCCGCACAUCUAAGCGGGGGUCGUUAACGCUGCAGCAGCUCAAUGAGGACAAACGACUGUGGGACUUCCAAGAAAAACUGAUUCCCAAUGUGGACAAAGUACUGAGGAGAGCAGGGCUGCUGAGCUCAGAGGGUCAGAGCUGAUGGAUGGGAUGGACAGACACAUAUAACACUAUAAUAACCAUCAUUUAUAAAUGGUAAAUUCAUAGUUAAUUGAACUUAGUUUAUAGUUAUUUUACUGUUAACAAUCAAUGAAAUGAUAAUUGAUGUUUACUAAUUAUUAGUAAUGUUAUCAUUUCUGUUAUUGUACCAAUAAUUUGUGUGAUAUGAAAUAAUUACUUUAUAAAUUGUGAACUGAAUAAAACAACACGUUUUAAACACAAA